AUGAGUUUCCUUGAUUCUGUCCUUUCCUCGCUUGGGGGUAGCGGUUCUCCGGCCCCAUCUCUGACUCAAUGUCCUGCCCCUCCCGUGACGUCGGCAAAGAAGAAUACUCCGCCUGUCAAGCGUGAUGGCCCAGGUUUACCCACGACCUUUUCUGGCACCAAACGUAAGGCUGACGAACAACUUCCGGGCCCAACUCGCCCUACAAACCCUGCUUCGAAGGUCCCGGCCAAGCAGACGCUAUCUAAGCCUGCUGCGACGCCCGGUGCUACGAAGACUCCCGCGAACUCUGCAUCAAAGCGAGACUCGCCUAAGUCAGUCGCCCAAAAUGGCGCCCCCACUGCCACCAGCAGCGCGAAGGCUUCAGCUAUGAAGCCUGCCGCUCCAUCUUCGAAGCCCGCUGCUUCCGCCUCAAAGUCUGGGACUUCUAAGAACGAUGCCCCUCCCGCGAAGCCUCCUGUUAAGGGCUCUUACGCCGAUCUCAUGGCCCAGGCAAAGGCAAAGCAGGAGAAAUGCGCCGAUCUUAGUGGCGGCGUGAAGAACAAGCGUAUCGAGCGUGAGAAGAUCAGCUGGCGUGAGCAUCAGCAACGACUCGCCGAGGCCAAAGCCAAACGGGCUGGCCGGUCUUUCAAGCCCUCAACCCCUUCUAAGCCCGCUCAAGCUAUCCGAAAGUCGUCAUCCCCGGAGAUCUCGACCUACAAGGGCACAGCAAAGCCUGCCUCUAAGGCUCCUGAGUUGCCAGCUUACCGUGGAACGGCCGGCCUUGCUUCUACCCGCAGGCACAAUGACCGUCGUGUAAAUGGCCGCCGUCGUAUGAACGAGUACCUGGGUACCGACGAAGAGGAUGAGGGCGACUACGGAGCUUACGACGACUAUUACUCCGACGCCUCUUCCGACAUGGAGGCUGGAUUUGAUGAUGUCUUGGAAGAGGAUGCUGCCGCUCUGAGGUCCGCCCGCUUGGAAGAUGAGAAGGAACAGCGCCUUGAGGAAGCUGCGAAGAAGGCUAAGCUGGAACGUCAGAAGAAGUUGGCUGCCCUUGCUUCACGCAAGCGCUAG
Messenger RNA from Penicillium chermesinum, 1053 nucleotides. RefSeq lists its product as uncharacterized. Bases 1 to 1053 code for a protein of 350 amino acids. The record is from RefSeq and is a predicted model, not a curated record. The transcript has 2 exons. Lineage: Eukaryota; Fungi; Ascomycota; Eurotiomycetes; Eurotiales; Aspergillaceae.